Molecule: messenger RNA, 2826 nt
Organism: Pecten maximus
Lineage: Eukaryota; Metazoa; Mollusca; Bivalvia; Pectinida; Pectinidae
Exons: 3
Coding region: 468-2351 (627 amino acids)
Biological process (GO): signal transduction
Molecular function (GO): protein binding
Source: RefSeq, a predicted model, not a curated record
ACUCUUUAAUCAUGUCAAUCGAUUAUAUCGACAUUACGAGAAAAAUAAAUACAGCUCCCGACGAUGGCCAAUGUAGGAUUUUGUAAGUGGCCUUAUUUCGUGAUGGCAACGGGUGGAUCGAUACCGUGAGUAUUGGGGAGCUGCUAGUCUGAUAUACAACACUCCUGUCGAGCAGUCGUGGGGUAGACGGUCGGGUAUUACGUCGAGUCAGAUUACCGUGCUUUAAAAAGAAAGUAGACUGACACGAGGUUUUGUUAUUUGAGACAUAUACCCCUGAUUGUCUUGUGAUCGGAUAUAAGUUCCAUACAGGUGAGCCAUAUAGUAGACCGUGGCUCGGAGAUGUACCACGCUGGGUACAAAUACCCACACAGAUCUGAUCCUAACAUUUAACAUAUAGAUUGGACAUGAAACCGUAGUGGUGAGCGGAUCAUUGAUUAACAAGGCUGGAACUCCACUGCGGAACAACCAUGGAAAUUAAGCUUCGUCGCCCGCUGCUGGACCUGCGCAUGCCCACGUUAGUGACCAAGGCGGCGUUUGCACUGCCCGCCUUGGAAGACAUGCCUCCAAUCCAUAAGAAGCUGCGAGGGCUAAAGCGCCUAGAAGCAAGCCCUCCAAGAAGUCUACGAGACUUGAGGAAUAUCAUCACUACUGAACUGACAAGCGUCGGAAAGAAACUUUCGCGACUUGAGCGGUCUUACUACGGCGUUGGAAAGAGCGUGCAACAUGAAGUUGACAAAUACGUCAUGCCAAUAAAAGGAGUAAUGCGCAUGCUCACUAUUUUUGAUAUGUCUUCCGUAUCAGCGAUUGAAAAUGCCAUAAAAUCCGGAAGUGACCCCAAACGGUACAAAGGUGAUCCAAACAAUAUAACACUGUUAAAGGAAGCAUACGCCAAAGUGCUGACGUAUGUUCCUGACAAAUUCAACGAAAUCAUCGACUUCUGUAACAGGAUUCUAGUUGUGCUGGAGAAAUAUUUCGUAAGUUUCUACGAUACAGACUCGGAUGUCUAUCUGGAGACGGCCUCACACUACGAAGAACAGUUACGAACCUGGCAGAAGAGUAUCCGCGGGAGUCUGGAAAGGGUUCAUAAACUUCAGAAGGACUUUAAAAACGGCAUGAUACACUUCAGUAUGUUCACUCCUCCAGUUGCGACAUUCUGUAAAAGGAACGAGUGUGAGAAUGUCCCGUUUAUCUUAAUUUUCGCGGACGCAUGUACAAACAUACGUGCUGUAAUGACCGUGCUGAAAACGUGGCUUCAGGCGGACGAGAACUACCCUGUGUUCCUACGCAAUGAUAUCGACGAUAUGGAGAAGCACAAGGAGGAUAAGGUCAAGCUUAUGCGCGAGAGUAAACAACGGUAUCACGCAGUCACAUAUAAACUAAAUCAAACGGAACUUGAGUGGGAAAAGGCGGCCACCGAGGUGGAAAACAUGAAAGAAAAGGAAGAGGCACUCCGAAUAGAGGCCGAUUACCUUAUCAACAUUAACGCAGAGUUACAAUCGGAAGUAGAAUUCAAGAUAUUCCGAAGAGAUGAACUCAAAAAGAACAGUGCAGAUUUUUCACCAGAAAACUUCAACGAGACGUUCGAUACGUUGACCGAUGAAAUUCGCUUCGUCAAAGACAGAUUGCCGUUAGUGAGGCGUCAGUUAACUGCAGCCCAGUUUAAACUAGAGUGGAUGGCUGAAAAAAAGGUAUGUUUGGCAAAAAUUGAAAAAGAGCUGCAACAGCUAAGGCGGGAUGCCAACGACGUGGAUCAAGGGAGACAACAACGCGAGGAUGAUGUUGAAAGGCUUAUAAAGGCACUUGAAUUGGCCAGACGAAUACACAGAUACAAAACCAGUACGGACGUGGCUGAGAAGAUCUAUUUCUGUCUCCCAAUAGGACACCGACACCGAGCCCAGUCUCUGCAGUCUCUUACACCGAGCGAAGAUACGCUGUCAAAAGUUUGUGUGGCGCUGUCCCACUACCUUGACUUAGAGUGGAUGGAUCUAUAUAGAGAACUCCCGUUUUUCCCUAAGCGUGGUAAACAGACGAUUGAGAAGGACAUCAGCGCUAUCAGUGUAGAAAGUGCUCGUGGUCCCCGCGAAAAUCGCACGCUGAUCGCACUGAACCGAUGGAGACGCCAUCACACCCGCGCAAAGACAGACGACAUCAUGGAAACCCUAAAGAGAAUAAAACGAUUAGACAUUUUAUUGGAAGUAGACAAGAUAGUGAACCCUCCGAAGAUAGUGGAGGAGGUGAAAGAGACGUAUGUUCCUCCAUCAGUGGCACCGGAACUCGUGCCAUUUUAUAGAGAGGUGGAACGGUAUGAUAAACUCCGGGCGGCACAUAAAGUGAAGACAGGCCGUCAGUAACCGGAUGUGCGACAUCAUCACCGCUAUCAAUAAUAGUAGAAAACCGGAUGUCUGACAUCCUUACGGCUAUCAGUAAUAGGGGUAACCGGAUGUGCGACAUCCUAACCUCUAUCAGUAAAAGGGGAAACCGGAUGUCUGACAUCCUUACGGCUAUCAGUAAUUGGACCGGAAGUUUAGCUUGAUAGGUGACUACGCUACAUUGAUCUGGAGUAAUCAAAUAGGUAGCAUCAAGUCUUUAACUUUGUCCUGAUAUGACCAAAGGAUGCAAACAACGUACAUGUAAUAUGUAUUUCGAGAGUGAAACCUUUAAAUUUCGAUAUGACAAGUUACUCAAGAGGAGUACUGCUAAAGGGAAGUAACUCGAAAAGCCUGUAACAUUUCGAGAGGCUUCAGAACAUGUUUAUCACAUCUAUUUAUUUCUAUUUCUUUUUAAUUUUUGUAACAACAUCGGACAUUAAAAAGUAACUAAUCCAAA